This is a messenger RNA of Acaulospora morrowiae, 171 nucleotides long. The record is from the annotation of a GenBank genome assembly. NCBI's taxonomy places the organism in Eukaryota, Fungi, Glomeromycota, Glomeromycetes, Diversisporales, Acaulosporaceae.
AUGCCUCUCUUACCCAAUAAGAAAAAAAAUACUUCUAAUGAUGAUAUGAAUGAAAUUACUAAGGGUAUAUCAGAAUUAUCAAUAAAUAAGGCUAUAGCAAAAGGUAUUGAAGCAGAUGAAGUUGCUGUAGAUAUAGAUAAUAUCUCAGUGGAAAUAGUACCUUAUCUUUGA